This is a messenger RNA of Sphaerulina musiva SO2202, 2733 nucleotides long. RefSeq lists its product as uncharacterized. Lineage: Eukaryota; Fungi; Ascomycota; Dothideomycetes; Mycosphaerellales; Mycosphaerellaceae. The record is from RefSeq and is a predicted model, not a curated record. The transcript has 5 exons. Gene Ontology annotation, molecular function: ATP binding; ATP hydrolysis activity. Bases 1 to 2733 code for a protein of 910 amino acids.
AUGGAAGUUGCCAAGGAUAGCGAGGCGACCGUGGCCCCUAAGAAGGAGGUCCUUACCGGUGAAGGAGAUCAGAUCAUUCUAGAUGAAGCAGCUCCGUCUCUAGAAGGGACAGGAGCCCCAUCCAACGAGACAGUCUCUACCAACGAUGAAAAACUGCCGGCCCAGAUAAGCGAAGUCCAAAAAGUCGCGUUAAAGACCAAGGGGGAUCUGGAGCAACGAUACAUUCGUUUGCUUGAGCUUCGCAUUGCGCAGCUUGAAGAGCUUGUGGAUGUGUCUGACGAUGAGAUGCGGUCUGUCACUGCUACUGGUCAGACUGAAGAAUCUGACGAGGAGGGAGACGAGGAGGAGAGGAAACCCGAUCAGACGAGAGAUGCGGACACGAAAGCAACAAAGGACGAUCGAGAAAACGCGGAGACGUCCGAAAAGGCCGCUGCGCCUCCCCGCUUGCGAGAUCUCACGGCUCGUUGGAAUGAUGACGAUUCGGCCUACGACGACGAAGACACGGAACCGGCCAAGUCUGCUCAGGACAUCAAAGCUGCCGACGACGCUACUGAUACGGACAAGGCCAAGACUGGUGAUGAUGCCAAAGAUACUGACAAGGCCAAGAGCGGGACAGAUAAAUUUGAGCCUACGAUCUUUCGCCGUUACAUGCAGGAGCACAACCCAAAAAAGGUCAGCUAUCACGAGAUCGAGAUCACGUCGCCAGAAUUGAAACGCAUUUACUAUGCAGCCUCUUUCACUGCCCGAGAGGAAACCACAUCUGACUCCGAGCCCUUGACCUUGACCAGCCCAUUUACAGACUUCCUGUGGAAUUGGACCGAGUUUGAAGCAGCCUGCAAACCAGCCGAGGGCGAUAGCGAGGAAAAGGCCUUGGCCAGGGAAGAUCUCAAGCAGCUCCUGGGACUUGUCCGACAGACACAGACAGACACCUAUUUCAAGGCACGGGACACAUACUUGCCCAAAGGCGCUCUCCCAUUCGAGUAUCUUUGGACAUUGUUUGCGCCAGGCACCAAAGUCUGUGCCAAGACCUUCUUGGACGAUAUGCAUAUACUGGAAGUUAGAAGCUGCACAACGCCCCCGACCGGAGAGAUCAAAGGACCGGGCAAGGAACUCCGAGUACAUUGCAUAGGCCUCGACUGGGAUGGCAACAAUUUUGGACCUUUUGAGUACACCUUUGUGAUUAAGAAGAAUACCGAGCAGUCUGACAAGAAGGAAAUGCAAAUUGACGCUCUUGAGGUGUAUCCACUGCAAUACCAUUCGAACCAGCAAGGCUUGCGGCAAGACCUGCUCCAGAGAGGCGAGAGAUUCUGGCACAUGUGUCGACCGGAAAAGUAUCAGCACGAUUACAAAGGAUCAAUCCUGACAGUGAAGCAAUCCCAGGCUGCCAGAGCACAAAUGCUCGCCUCCCGAGACGCAGACGAUGACACCACAUCCACGUUCAGCGGCAUGGAGGAGACUGGUGGCUCAGGCUCCUCCAGAAAGGAGUAUCUGGGACAGGUCAUCGUUGAUGCCUUCUCGUUCCUGCGAGCACAAGACGAUGUCUCUGCAUCUGGCCCGGAGCCGCCACUCGGCGAGCGCGAAGUGAAGCCCUACACGGAGUAUGAUUGUACUUGUAACGCAUGCCUGCGAUCUCCCAUCAUACGCUGGCACAAGCAAUCUGCCGGCACAACAUCCGCUCUCAAGAACUACACUCUCUUUGCACAGAAAGAUGGCAAAAAUGGGGAUGUCGAGCAUCGUCUGAUGAUGUGCCCACCCCGUGUGCUUGGCUACGCGCUCAAAGUCAAAACAUGGGCGCAGUUCCGAGUGACAGCGUGUACUGAAAUUUCUACAGAAGGAGAUACACGAAGGAACUACUUUCAGAAUCAGCUACAGCUGGAGGAAAAGUACAAGCAAAUGCUCUUAGCAUUUGUCAACAGCCACCAAUCCUCGCGACACACGGAUUCUGCUACUCGCCAGCAAGAUGGAGAGAGUGCCAUCCCCAAAUCCCUCGACGUCAUUGAAGGCAAAGGCAAAGGGCUGGCCAUCUUGCUGCAUGGUCCUCCCGGAGUGGGAAAGACGUUGACGGCAGAAACCAUCGCCCUCGCCACCGGAAGACCUCUCCUCGUCGUCUCCGUCGCUGAGGUCGGAACCAAAGCAGCCAACGCCGAGUCGCGGCUCAACAUCUUCUUCGCCAUUGCCGCGCGGUGGGGUGCCAUUCUCCUCAUCGAUGAAGCCGAUGUCUUUCUCGAAGAACGUGUCCGCACCGACAAUCCCGAACGCAACAUGCUCGUGUCCGUCCUCUUGCGAAGUCUGGAAUACUACGAAGGCAUCAUCUUCCUCACCACUAACCGCAUCCGAUCCAUCGACGUCGCCGUGCAAUCGCGCAUGCAUUUGGCCAUUCAAUACAAACGCCUCUCGCAGGCACAGAAAGCUGCCAUUUAUCGCAAUCUCCUCGAUAAAAUCCCCGACGCCUUCAUCAAGGGCGAUCGCGAGAUCAUGUACAAGGAUAUUAACAAGACGCUCUGUCGUCGCAAUGAGAUGAAUGGGAGACAGAUUCGGAAUAUUGUCUCGGCGGCGCUGGCGCUUGCGAAGGAGCGAGGGAGGAAUGGAAGCACCGGAGACGCGAGGUUGAGGAUCUCGGAUUUGGGAAAAGUGCAUGAGGCGACGACGGAUUUCUUGGGUAGUUUGAAGGAUACCUUGAAUAAGGCACGACAGAGGAAUGAGGCUGCUGAGGAGGAGGAUGAUGAUGAUUAG